Molecule: messenger RNA, 273 nt
Organism: Angiostrongylus costaricensis
Lineage: Eukaryota; Metazoa; Nematoda; Chromadorea; Rhabditida; Metastrongylidae
Source: the annotation of a GenBank genome assembly
AUGGAGAAACCUCAUAGCUAUGGUCCUGGAAGCGUAGCCCUACGGGAGAUUCGUCGCUACCAGAAAUCGAUGGAGUCACUGAUUUGCAAUUUGCCAUUCCAAUGUCCUGUGCGAAAGAUCGCACAUAACUUCAAGGCGGACUUGCGUUCUGAGUCGUCGGCAGUAAUGGCUGUUCAAGAAGCCGUAGAACUUAAUCUGGAUGGACUGCUUGAGGACACGAACUUGUGUGCAAUCCUUGCUAAAUGCCUCAGAGUCAUACACGAGGACAUAUAA